Messenger RNA from Paraglomus occultum, 956 nucleotides. The record is from the annotation of a GenBank genome assembly. NCBI's taxonomy places the organism in Eukaryota, Fungi, Glomeromycota, Glomeromycetes, Paraglomerales, Paraglomeraceae.
AAAAUGAUUCACAGCUUACUCUCAAGCAAGCACUCGAUUCGAUCAAUAAAGAUCUCAAACGAAUUGCAAAACAUGGCUCUGAUGCAAAAUGUAGAGAAAAAGCAGAGUCUAUAAUCGUCAACUGGAAGAAGCUGAACAACUCUUGGUUGUUUGGUUAUGAACUCUUGGUUCCUGCAAAGCCGUUCCACUCUUGGUCGAUCGGUGAUGAACUCUUGCAUGAAAACAACGUUAUUAUUAUUGCUAUUGACACUAGCAGCGAACAUUUAAUUAAAGACAAAAUCGACCGCAAAUUGCUAAACAUUCCAUUUUCUGAAAAUAUAUAUUGCCUAGGAAUGGACAAGAAAUAUAGCAGGAUGCAAGAGCUGAAUUUCGAACGUGAUAUCCUAAUGGCCGAGCAACAUAAUGAGGUUAUAAGAACAGCAGUCGUUCGAGAUCAAGCUGAAGUUCCCCAGGAAGAACGAGAUGAAUUAGACAACCAAAGGGAAGGUGAUGAAAAGAACAAAACAUCGAAUAAAAGGAAAGAUUGUGAAGAAGAGGAAGAAUGUAGCAGUAUAUUGUUUGAUGAAAAAAAUGAAGACUCCCUUAUAGAAAGCAUCGAUGAAAGCAGGUUAAUAAGUGAAACGAGGCUACCGAUCUCAAAAAUAUCUGAUAAUAUAUCCGAAUACAAACUGUCAAACGGUAGCGACUUAUUAACCAUGUUUAAAAAAUAUCAAAAGAGUAUCCCAAAGUGCCGUCGAGUUACUACCAUAUUGGGGUAUAUUGGAUCUAAUUCGAGAGAGUCUGAAUGGAUGCAAAGAAUUUUCAGAGAAAGAUAUUCACAAGACUUUUCAAAUACUAUUUCUUGGGAUCCAAAGUCGGCAUCGAAUUAUCUUCAAGAAUAUUUUAAUAAGAACUGUGAAGAAAUUCAUCAAAUAAAGGACAUAAAAAAACUUCACACAAACAUCCAAUUUAUGUAA